AUGGGUUCGAUUGACACCCCCAAAAAUCCAGAGAACGGCUCCACAACCCUGCCUCUCGCCACCGACGCUUCCACUACGUACGGCGGCGACCAAAAUCCUCCUAACGGAAUCGACGGAAUGCCUCCACGUGUCACCGAAAUGACGCUGACGGUCGAAUCCGAAGCGAUCAAGAAGAGGAAAGCUAGUAUGUUACCGCUCGAGGUAGGAACUCGUGUUAUGUGCCGCUGGAGAGACUGCAAGUACCAUCCGGUUAAGGUCAUCGAGCGCCGUAAGAUGCAGUCUGCUGGGCCGAAUGAUUACGAGUACUAUGUGCAUUAUACGGAGUUUAAUAGGAGGCUUGAUGAAUGGGUGAAACUUGAACAACUAGAUCUUGAUUCAGUAGAGACUGUUAUUGAUGAAAAGGUGGAGGACAAGGUAACAAGCUUGAAAAUGACACGCCACCAGAAACGGAAGAUUGAUGAGACGCAUGUGGAGGGCCACGAGGAGCUUGAUGCUGCCAGCCUGCGCGAGCAUGAAGAGUUCACAAAAGUAAAAAAUAUAGCCACCAUUGAGCUUGGAAGAUAUGAGAUUGAGACGUGGUACUUCUCACCUUUCCCACCAGAGUACAAUGAUUGUCUGAAGCUGUACUUUUGUGAAUUUUGCCUCAAUUUCAUGAAGCGCAAAGAGCAGCUUCAAAGGCAUAUGAAGAAGUGUGAUCUCAAGCACCCUCCUGGUGAUGAAAUUUAUCGAAGUGGCACAUUAUCAAUGUUUGAGAUAGAUGGCAAAAAGAACAAGGUUUAUGGGCAGAAUCUUUGUUAUUUGGCGAAGUUGUUUCUUGAUCACAAGACCCUUUAUUACGAUGUUGACCUGUUUCUAUUUUACGUUUUGUGUGAAUGUGAUGAUCGAGGAUGCCACAUGGUUGGAUAUUUUUCCAAGGAAAAGCAUUCCGAGGAAUCCUAUAAUUUGGCAUGCAUCCUCACCCUUCCUCCUUAUCAAAGGAAAGGCUACGGGAAGUUUUUAAUUGCCUUCUCAUAUGAACUUUCCAAGAAAGAAGGUAAAGUCGGCACACCCGAAAGACCCCUUUCAGACCUGGGGUUGUUGAGCUACAGAGGAUAUUGGACCCGAGUUCUUUUAGACAUUUUGAAAAAGCACAAGGGCAAUAUUUCCAUCAAGGAGCUCAGUGACAUGACAGCAAUAAAGGCAGAGGAUAUUUUGACUACCCUGCAGAGCCUAGAAUUGAUUCAAUAUAGGAAAGGGCAGCACGUGAUUUGUGCGGAUCCAAAGGUCCUGGAUCGCCAUCUAAAAGCUGCUGGUCGGGGUGGUCUUGAGGUUGAUGUUAGCAAAUUGAUCUGGACCCCUUACAAAGAACAAGGUUGA
This is a messenger RNA of Dovyalis caffra, 1356 nucleotides long. The record is from the annotation of a GenBank genome assembly. Lineage: Eukaryota; Viridiplantae; Streptophyta; Magnoliopsida; Malpighiales; Salicaceae.